Molecule: messenger RNA, 4040 nt
Organism: Lampris incognitus (smalleye Pacific opah)
Lineage: Eukaryota; Metazoa; Chordata; Actinopteri; Lampriformes; Lampridae
Product: caveolae-associated protein 1-like
Exons: 2
Coding region: 418-1770 (450 amino acids)
Biological process (GO): termination of RNA polymerase I transcription; transcription initiation at RNA polymerase I promoter
Cellular component (GO): cytoplasm; caveola
Molecular function (GO): rRNA primary transcript binding
Source: RefSeq, a predicted model, not a curated record
AGCUUGACUGAAGAGUUUCCCUGCCUGGUGUGGCAUUCACAUCCCAGCACUCAUGUGGUAACAACGUCCAGCGCUCCUCAGCUUCCCCCUGCACACCAGCCUGUUUCCAGGGAGAGAAGGAGAGAGGGAAGACAGAGUGAGGUACAGAGAGAGAGGAGAGAGAGAGAGAGAGAGAGUGUGUAUGCACGUGCAGCUGAAAGAGAUACCUGAGUUCAAAGAGCACGGGGGGAGAAUUGACAGCGGACGUGAGAACAGAGGAGACUCAGAGAGGGAAGCAGGUGAGAGAUAAGGCAAGCGAGAGAGGAAACAGAAAAACAGAUCUGCUGGUGGAGACAGCAGACUUGGCUGAGUGCGCAUUUUUUUCUUAUCCCGGCCCUUGUUCAUUAAAUUUCAAAUCCCCCUCCACCCAACACCAAUAUGGCAGCCAUGGAAGCAUUGGAGACUUCAAGUGCCCAGCUGGAGCCUCACACCCUCACCGAGAUCUCAGACGAUGAGAUCAACCUCCCGCCUUCGGACGACGAAGAUGACCCUGCCGCCAGGCACGAACAGCAUACCCUGGGCACGGAGGGGGAAGCCGCCCCUGACAACGAUGCCGAGGGGGCCAAGCUGGACCCACAGGUGAAUGGGGUGAUGGUGCUGACACUGCUGGACAAGAUCAUCGGCGCGGUCGACCAGAUCCAGCAGACGCAGAAUGGGCUGGAGGCCAGGCAGCAGGAGAUGGAGCGCUCUGUGACGGGCAUCCAAGGCGAGCUGACCAAACUGACCAAGAGUCACAGCACCACGUCCAACAGUGUCAAUAAGAUGCUGGAGAAGGUACGCAAGGUGAGCGUCAAUGUCAAGACGGUGCGCACCACCCUGGAGAAGCAGGGCGGCCAGAUCAAGAGGCUGGAGAGCAACGAAGCCGAGCUGCUCAAGAGGCGCAACUUCAAAGUUAUGAUCUACCAGGAUGAGACGAAGGUCCCCUCCAAACUUUCCAUCUCCAAGUCCAUGAAGGUUACGGAGGCUGUGGGGGGAAGCAGAGGAGGCAGCCUGCUGGAGUUGAAGGAGGGCGUGGAGGGAGAGGAUGAAGGAGAGGGAGACAGGCCCCAGGUGGAGCUCUCCUCCGACGAGGAGGAUUUGGACCUUGAAGAGACCAUUGAGAAGUCCCGCGCAGAGCGCAUCAAGGCAAGCAGCCUCCAGCGUGUGCAAACCCUGAAAACAGUCUUCUCCAAGGAGAAAAUGGGUAAAACCAGGGCCAAGACCAUGGAGAACUUGGAGAAGACAAAGCAGAAGACGAGAGAGAACCUGGAAAAGACCAAGCAAAAGACCAAGGAGAACUUCGAGAAGACCAGACAGAAGACCAAGGUGAACCUGGAAAAGACCCGCCACAACAUUGAGAAGAAGAUGGGGAAGCUGGGAACACGUAUGACUGUCAACCCAGAACGCAAGCAGAAGAUGCAGACCUCCCGUGACAAGAUGAAGAAGGCUUUCACACCUGACCACACCGUGUACGCCAGGUCCAAGACUGCCGUGUAUAAGGUGCCCCCCUUCACCUUCCACGUAAAGAAAGUCCGGGAGGGUGUUGUUGAGGUCAUCCAGGGAACAGAGAUGGUGGAGGUGUCCCAGGAGGCUGAGCACUUCAGCGGGAUAGACGGCGACUUGGAGGAGGGCGACGUGGAGCUGGAGAUGAUGAAUGGAGGAGGAGAGGAGGAACUGGACGAGGAGGAAGAAGAAGACAGCCACGAUGCCCUGCUGGAGAACAAAGAGGAUCGAGACAGAGACAGCGACUAGAGAGGGCAAAAAGGGGAGUUGUGGUGCUGGGGGGGAGUGGGGAAUAGGAGAUUUGGGCAAUAAUUAAAUAAAUAAGUAAAACCCCCAGCACAAACACCAGCCCUGAGGUCAUUUUGUAAACCUGAAAGAUGUGUUUAGAUAGAAACGGAACGCUGACACCCUUGUUUUUAACUUCUUACACGACUGAGGGUUCAGUACCUAAGCUAGCAAAGCUUCACCCGGGGCAGGCCACGUCGGUUAGAUGUGACGUCACAGCAACAUCAAAGCCUCUCAGAUUUACAAAAGUACCUCAGGGGGUUGGGCUUAGACUCGGUUUGUGUUUGGGCACUGUAGGUAGCCAUGAAAACAGAAGGAGAAGAAGAGAAAGACAAGAAGAGACAGGUAACAAUUUGGGAAGUAGUGCAGGGAGGGGGGGGGUAAAAAGGAACAACAACAACAACACAACUGAAACAAAUGGUCACUAAGGGGCGUGGUCGUUUCCCCCUUUGCAGUAAAAGGAACUGCCUAUUUGGUUUAAAGAAUUCCUUGACGAUUGUUUUUUUUUUUUUAAAGUUAAUCCCUCACAUAACAAACGGAGACGUGGGACUUUAUUUUUCUCCUGUCUGUUGAAAUCAGUAACAACAAUAUUCCCAUAAACUGUGUUUAGCUUCCGGCUUUCCUCGCGGUCACGACAUUCCUGCCGAAGACAAGUACAGGAUCGAUAUUCUGUAGAUAUUCUUGCUCACACACCCAUUAGCUUUUUUUUUUGUGCUAUGAAAAUAUUUCAUAUCACAUUUGUUAAUGCUUUCUUUGCUCCUCUUUAUAUGUCACCAAUACUAAAUCUAUGCUAAAAUUUCGUGUUUAUAUAUAUAUAUAUAUAUAUAUAUAUAUAUAUAUAUAUAUAUAUAUAUACACACACACACAAGCACAAAUAAUCUGUUUAGUUAAUGAACUCACAAAUUUGUGGUAUUUGUAUAUUUUUUGUAUGUUUUUGAUCUUUAUGACAUAUUAUAUAAAGCCUUCGUCAUCUCCUUCAGUGAAACAAUAUAACAGCCACCUUUAGAUACAUUUUGUUUCAUUCGAUGUAUUCUCACAACAUUCUAUUGUAACGUCACCUGUACCCAUAAAACACUUUUGUUUUGUUUUUUUGCUACGUUAUGCUCAAUGUGAAAGUCUGUGUGGUUUGCGGAGAACAAAACCAACAAUAUCUCUAGAGUAGGUCGCUUUUUAACAUAGGACUGGUAAGGUCUCCCUGCCUGGCUCCCGUGAUUUUAUACUGACCCCUAGUGAUCACACACACACACACACACACACACACACACACACACACACACACACACACACACACACACACACACACACACACACACACACACACACACCUCUGUUUGAAGGUUUUGUUGUUUCUCCUGGUCUUCCAGCAGUUCCUUUCUGAAUGAAGUUUUCACACAUGCAGAAAAAAAACAACACCAUGACUCUUGAACGACAUAGUGUAUAUCACUGCAUUCUCGUUUGUAUAGUCGUCUAUAGUCACUUCUUUGCAAAAUGAUUUAUAAAUAUGCUUUAUACAUGUUCACUGGUAGGCAGGCUCUUCAUACCAGAACAGAUUCAUUUGUGAAUGUUCAUAUUUUGCAGCAAACUGAUUUUAUCCAUCCAAACUGCAGUUUUACACAAGCGUUGCCAAAGAUUACUCGUGAUGUUCAAGUCUCUUUUUUUUAAGUUUGCUUGUCUCAGCUCUGAUUGUAUCAGUGUAAUUUUUGCUCAUUCAUGUUAAAUGUGAAACACCAGCGUCAGAUUAUCCAGCGUAUCAUACUUUACUUAACACUGAGCAUUUCGCCUUUUCAUGCCACCAAAUAUAUAAUCAGCCAAACUUUUCUCGGCCAGCAAAACGUGAUGUAUAUACAGCCUCUAUGAGACACAACAAACCAGACCCUGCGACGUGACGACUUCCGUUUCCGCUCCUUGUUAACUAACAGAGGCCACACCCACCGCCCUUUAACCCACCCAGCAGCCCACCCACGUGACAGCUGAGGAGUCGUAUUUGUAUUGUAGGUUUUAAAGGUUCUGUUUCAGCGUUACUAAUGACGUCAGGCUUUCGCUGACGUCAUACCUCUGUCUUUCAAUCAACAACAACUUCCUGUGACACCGAGGUGAGUGUCAGUGGAGAAAAACAACAAAGUGGUUCAGAUCGAAUUGUUCUCUUGCUUUUGUUCCAUGUUGGCGUCCGAUUCGUUUACGAUGUCCUAUUACCUAACCACUAAUAUUUUAAUAAAUAAAAACUAUUUGGUUCA